Messenger RNA from Rattus norvegicus (Norway rat), 2490 nucleotides. It is a transcript of the gene Samd5, whose product is annotated as sterile alpha motif domain containing 5. Gene Ontology annotation, cellular component: cytoplasm. The transcript has 2 exons. Bases 289 to 810 code for a protein of 173 amino acids. The record is from RefSeq and is marked provisional. NCBI's taxonomy places the organism in Eukaryota, Metazoa, Chordata, Mammalia, Rodentia, Muridae.
GCAUCCAGGGGCGGCGCGGAGCCGAGCCGUUCGCCCAGCCGCCAGUGCCCGCGAGCGCCGCGCCUGCUCGGGGAAUCCACUUCGCUGCUAGACGCUCCUCGUUCACGCUCGCUCCCUCCGCGGCUGCUUCCCAUGGCUUUGACUCUGCGGCCGGAGCCUAACCACUAACGGAGAAACUUUUCCUGCCGUUUCUUCUCUCCACCCCCUUCCACGAGAGGAUUAAAAGUUGCAAGAACUGGUGCGGUCCGUGUCACUUGGGUACUAGCCGGCGAGUUCCGAGUCUCAGCCAUGUGCACCAACAUAGUUUACGAGUGGCUGAAAGCGUUACAGCUCCCUCAGUACGCGGAGUCCUUCGUGGAUAAUGGCUACGAUGACCUGGAAGUGUGCAAGCAGAUCGGAGACCCGGACCUGGACGCCAUCGGGGUGCUGGCUCCCGCGCACCGCCGCCGCAUCCUGGAGGCUGUGCACCGGCUGCGGGAACAGGACGCUGCCGCUGCCGGCCUCUACUUCACACUCGAACCGCAGCCCGUGUCACCCGCACCGCUGGUGGACGCGGUGCCCCCAAGCCGCCGGGGGGAGCCAUGUGGCGGCUCAGCCCAGGGCACUCGCGGGGACCCCCGUGGCCAGCCAAGCGCUCCCCGCAGCAGGGAGCUGGUGAGCUACCCUAAGCUGAAACUGAAGAUCAUGAUCCGGGAUAAGCUGGUCCGCGAUGGCAUUCACCUGAGCAAACCCCCAUACUCGCGCAAGGUCCCCAUGGCCGGCAUCCUAGAGUACUUAAUGAAUUGGCCGAAGUCAUCACAGAACCGCUAGAUAUCAUUUUUGAAAGCCCGUGUUGGACUGAUGAGGUGCCGAAGACUGGAAAGGGGCGUACUUAGAACGUUCUUUCACAAGGGGAACUGGAUGGUGACUCUGCAAACACUCAUCAGCUUAACUUUUUGCUCGGAAAAUUCUGGAAUUAUCAGCUUAGUCAGCCGAGUAACUCACGUGUAGUAGUCAGGAGAGAGGCAGUGACAGACCACCUAUGGAAAUAUGUUGGAUUUGAUUUUCAGUGGACACUCCAUGUGGAAAGAAGUCUGAUACAUCUCUUGGAAUUUCUCUCCUUUGUUCUUUGAAUUUUUUUUCAUCAUCAUAGAUGGGGUUGACUAAGACUUGUGGGGAAUUACUAAUUUUAAGCAAACUACGUAAAAUAGGUUUCUUACAAUAGCUACUUAAUUAGAUAGCUUUCAAAUUAGCCUCUGUCUCGAGAACAGUAGCCUUCAUUUUAUUUUUUAGCAUACAUGUUAUUUUACUUCGUACAGGGCCUUGUUUUCGUUAAGUUACAAUAUUUCAUAUAAUUCUAUAUAAGCUAGUUUGGGGGAAGGAACUCUUAUUUUAGGUACUUUAUAUAGUGGUUUCACAUCUAAGUGUAGCCAUAACACUGACAGAUUAAGGAAGAAAUUAUUUUUCUGGGUUUUCAGUUUUAAUCUGGUGGAGGGAUGACUGUUACAUUAGGAGUGCCAUAGCCCAUACAUGUCAGCUCUUCAUAUUCUUCUUUGUCCUUGCCCACCUUCCCCAGAUGCUUUCUCUCAAACUCCCCCAUCCCCCUAUGCUUCUGAUAUCAGGUGUUGGGCAGGGAAGUGGGCCUUGGCAGUGGGCAAGAGGAGCCUUGUCCCAUCUGUGCACAAGGAGAAUAAAGGAAAAGGGAAGGAAACCUGGAGUAUUUUUUUUUUACUUCCUCAUCAUUAUUUCCUUUGGGUGUUGCUAGUCCACUUUUCUGCUAAGAAAAUACAACCCUGGUGAUGGGGUCUAAACCUCGCUGAGGAAGGGCUCCAGGUGAUUUGACAAUGUUAGCAAGCAUCUGACGCUGGCAAGUCUAGAGAGCCCCUCGGAUGUACUGUGCUUGUGGAAACAUCGUUUCACGACUCAGGAGUAGAGCAAAGAUGCAGCUUGUAUCACUGCAAUUAUGGACAUGAACAGCAAACUUUCAAAGGCAAGAGACUGACAGUCACUUUGUCUCUAGAAAUAGGUAGCCGAUUAAGAAGGGAUUACAUCUCCAGAGGCGUUUCAUGCCAUAAUACUGUUUUUUGUUUUUGUAAUCUAAAGUUUAACCACUAGAGCUGCCUUUAGAGAUGAUUUUAGGCACUGCGCAAAGCCUUUCUUGAGCUUUAAAUACAAGUGUAAGGAAAUUAAGUUCUAAGAGCACGUGUGUGAGUUGUCCCUUAUGAGCCACAUACAGUCAAUUGCUUGUCACCUUUUCAAAUAAGCUGAUCUGUAAAAUACCUGUUUGAUUUUUUUUAAAGAGGUGUGGGUGUCUGCAUAGAUUACUGAUAUGAUUUAUUGUGAUAAUAAACGGCUUCCUGGUUGAGGCCUCAUUUCCAGGUGCCGCAUCUGUGGCAGAUUUAUUUCGCAGAUGUACAUUUGCAUGCAUUUGUUGAACUGUGGCUAGCAAGGACCCAAUUUCUGAAAAAAUCUAUUAUUUUCCCUGGAGGCAAUAGAAUAAAAUCCUCUACG